Molecule: messenger RNA, 1494 nt
Organism: Labrus mixtus (cuckoo wrasse)
Lineage: Eukaryota; Metazoa; Chordata; Actinopteri; Labriformes; Labridae
Exons: 8
Coding region: 109-1053 (314 amino acids)
Source: RefSeq, a predicted model, not a curated record
AAACCUUUUUGUUAUACAACUGGCUUUUGUAUAAAGUAGGCAGUCCCCUGUUCUGCUCACAGUUACUCUGGUUUCCCACACCGGUGUCUGCAGAGAGAGUAAACUACAAUGGAAAAACAUGAUCCCGGACGUCUUGCUGCUGUAGUGGUGUUUGUUGUCGGCUUUGCAAUAAGUUUGGUGUUCAACGGGCUCUCUGUAGUUGGGAUCGGUCCUUAUGAAACCACUACAGCCAAUGUGUCUGCUGUGUUUGACACACAGAUCACACCUUCAGGAUGGACUUUCAACAUCUGGAGCAUCAUCUAUGUGUGGCUGAUGAUCAUGGUUAUCUACAUCGUCAUUGGACUUUUCAGAAAGAACGGUUAUGGCUACGUCUACUGCAGCCCUCCAGUGCUGCCUUACGGUUUCUUCAUUAGCUGGUGCAUCAAUCUGUGUUUCAACAUCGGCUGGCUGAUUGUUUGGGACAGAGGGAUCAUGAUUGCUGCAUUGGUUUUUCUCAUCCUGGUCAUCUGCACAAACUACUCCAUGACUUGCUUCAUCUGCCACGGACUUCAUGUUUAUGGACCCUGGCUCAAGAAGUACCACAACGCAGACCUGUGGUGCUACCGUAUAAUUGUCCAGAAUGCUGUGAUGAUAUACACAACAUGGACAACAAUUGCAACACUGAUCAAUCUGACCAUAGUGCUGACUUAUGAUGUUGGGAUGUCUCCAACCGACGCUGCCACCAUCUCCUACUCUGUGUUGGCUGUUGUGCUGCUUGUGUGGUUCGUUUUGGAAAACCUGGUCCUGGAUAAACACGUGCGCUACAUCCUCGUCAUCUACCCCGUUGUGAUCUGGGCGCUGAGUGGAAACCUGGACAAAAACUAUGACGCUAAGUCACCAAGCCGCAAUGGCAUCUUCAUCGUCGUGCUGCUGGCUCUAGCCUGUGUGCUGUUUGCCUUUCGGAUAGUUCUUGUGAUUUGGAGGACCGUCAAGCAGCCGCUGUACGAAGACGCCAGUCCUGAAGCCAUGCAACCCAUGGAGAGGGCUGGGAAACAGAAAAAGAUAUUCCGCUAACCAUUUCAUGACGUAACACUCUGAUACGAUAGAAAACAGUGUACAGCUGUUACUGCACCAUUACCUCCUACAUGUUCUAUUUGGAAAAUCUUGACAAAUACUAAUGAUUAAUUUCUGAUUGUAAAGUAUGAUUUUAAGUUCACUUCAGCAUAUUAUUAUUUUGUAAAUACUUCAACUCUGGAUGACUGAUCCAUGAACCUUGUAUGUCUCUUUUGUAAUGUAUUUAUUGCUAACACAUAUCAUAAGGAGCUGAUAAGGAAACUAUUACAACACUGCAUAGAGGCCCCACAGUGUCAUAAUCCACCUCACAGUAUAGGCUGUAUGUUGUAAACACUUCCCAUAGUUCAUUGUAUGGUUGCUUUUUAUCAAUUGGCAAUUUGUUUUCCAAUGUUAAGUGCAAUGUACUCACUUUGACAUAUUUUAAAUAAAGUUAUAGUUGUA